Rhipicephalus microplus (southern cattle tick) is the source of this 1120-nucleotide messenger RNA. Its product is annotated as putative caffeoyl-CoA O-methyltransferase 2. The record is from RefSeq and is a predicted model, not a curated record. Gene Ontology annotation, molecular function: S-adenosylmethionine-dependent methyltransferase activity; O-methyltransferase activity. NCBI's taxonomy places the organism in Eukaryota, Metazoa, Arthropoda, Arachnida, Ixodida, Ixodidae.
UGGGCCGGUCGGCUGUGACCUCGCCGGGUCCGUCGGCUGUGAUUAGACUGCGCCGAUGCGAGUUCCCUUAGCUGUUUCGGCACCGCGUUGGUUUGCUGUUCGCUGCCUGCUCGGCCGUCGUUGUUACACCGACACUUCAGCGUGUCGCGACCGCGGUCUUCAGUCAUUUAUCCGCCACUCUAUGAUGUGGGCAACCAGCGGGCGCGGUCACUUCGUGAAGCCCGACAACCUGACUCCAGGUGCCGCCGAAUACGUGGCCAACCACAGUGGUCCGCUUCAUCCCGUGCUAGCAAAACUAUGCCAGGAAACCCAGCAACAGCGAUAUCCUGGAAUGAUGAGCGACACGGCAGAGCUUCAACUUUUCGACAUCCUCCUCAAAGCCACUGGAGCGAAGCAUUACCUGGAAAUCGGUGUUUUCACUGGUGUGAGCACGCUAGCGGCCGCCCUGGCUCUACCACCAGAGGGCCGUGUCACUGGACUGGAGGUCAACGCGGAGACCGUUAACGUCGGGAGGCCAUUCUGGAAAGAGGCUGGCGUCGACGAGAAGAUAGACAUUAUUAUUGGCGACGCAAAGAAGUCCUUAGACGAUCUGAUCGCCCAGGGCAGAUCAAACUCUUUCGAUUUCAUUUUCAUCGAUGCCGACAAGAACUCCGUCGACGAUUACUACGAGAAGAGUCUGCUGCUCGUGAGGCGCAACGGCAUCAUCGCCGUUGACAAUGUUCUGUGGCACACGAAAGUGUUCAAUCCAACAGUCAACGAUCCUGAGACAGACGCCAUCCGGCGGCUGAAUCGCAAGAUGGCGACGGACGAUCGCGUUCAGAUCAGCUUGGUCACCGUGGCGGACGGCGUCACAUUCGUGCUGAAGAAGUGAAAUGCGCGAAGCUGGCGAACGAGCGUCGACGCCAAUUAUAUAAUACGUAGUACAAGAGAAGCGGUGUUCGCGAACAGUUUAUCACCGCUGUGAUACUGGCCGGGGCCACAAGUGUAGUCCAUCGCAACUACACCCGCCGCAAUUGUGUGUAGAAUCUAUGGCGUUGUGCUGCUAAGCACAAGGUCAGUGACUCAUUUCCUGAAAAUGGCGGCCGAAUUUUAAUGAAUAAACGUUUCUCCAAUUCCUGAA